GGUGGAUUGCCCGGAGAUUUGCUGCGGACAUUUCAACCUCACUCACAGCUGCAUUGGGUACUAUCAUUUCAUUGUUUACGAUGUCUACAUACGCUUCCGAGUACCCGUCGGUUGAAUUCGACUCCGCUUACGAGAAGUUCUUCGAGAAGUUCUACGCUACAUCAGACACUCCAGAUGCGCACGAGAAGUACAUUGAGAACUUCACCAGCGAUGCGACCCUGAUUAUGGCGUCGAAGAAGGUCAAAGGGUCAGACGAGAUUCUUGCGAUGCGUAAAGGGAUGUGGGAAAAGGUUGCUAGCAGGAAGCAUAAGGCUGUCAAGAUAUUUCCCUUUGGCCCCAACUCUGAUGAAUGUAUGCUUUAUGGAACCGUCCAAUAUGGACUGAAGGCAGGUGGUGACUCGGCCGUUGAUUGGGCAGCAAGGGCGCACCUGGUAAAAGACGGUGGACAGGUCAAGAUGGACUUCUACCAGGUUUAUCUGGAUACGGGCGCCCAAAACAAGUAGAUUGCUAGUCAUAGACAUGUUCGAACGAUGUAAUUCUUCGUGACAUCACGCUGGAAUUUGGCUGUGAGCGUCAUGGUGAGGUGUGUAGCUCUCUAAUGCUCCUACAGAGGGGUCAAUCAGAAUCUCGGUAAAGAGGAGUAACCGC
Molecule: messenger RNA, 648 nt
Organism: Didymella exigua CBS 183.55
Lineage: Eukaryota; Fungi; Ascomycota; Dothideomycetes; Pleosporales; Didymellaceae
Exons: 3
Coding region: 81-503 (140 amino acids)
Source: RefSeq, a predicted model, not a curated record